GGGAGCGGAGCGCCGAGCUUGUGGCCCUACUCGGAGCUCCCACCCGCUCCGCCCUGGACCCAACCAAGUGUCCCGCGGAGGGGCGCGGCCACUUGGGGGCAGGAGAAAGCGGAGUAAGCCACCCCUCUGGGGGCCGGGAAACCGAGGCGAGCCUCAGCUGGACGCGGUGGUGUGGACCACGGCGAUCAGGGCCUUUCCCGGUGCUGUGGAGACGGAGACGCGAGAAGAUGCUGGCGGCGGCCCACCUUCUGGAAGAAUGGCCCUCUCCGCCGCCCGCCUGUCUCCCUGGGGGCGCUCCCUCCUCAGCCGAGAUGAGGUGGCCGGGGGCGGCUGUUUGACCUGAGCAUCGUCUUACUAAUGCGGAACGCCGGAGGGGAGGCCACUCCUAGAGGAGGCGUUUCCCGGCGGAGGAGGCUAAGUGAAUCCACCUGCCCGCCCGCCACUCGGGACGCUGCGCCUCGUGGGUCUCACGCUGGACGGAGGGGGCGCCGCCGAGGAGGCCCAGCCUCCCCCUCUAACUCUGCCUCUCCAGUUCCUCAGAAAUGCUGAAGUGACUGUAUAUUUAAUACUACAUCUAGCACCACACCUGACAAGUCACCAGCUACAUAUUUGACAGAAGGACAAAUAAUUCCAGGUUUCUAAUUGCUUCAUUUGAGCCAUACACACAGUAUAAAAGAGAAAGUUGGACAAUCCAGAUCACAAAUGGGCAGCUGACUGGCAGUUCCUGGAAUCACCUUUGACUUCAAUCCCUAUCAUUGCCUGAGCCAGGCUGUAAAAUCUAGCAUGGGACAAGAGCCUCCUCUGUCAGCUGUGGCUCCUGGAGCAGUAGCCCCGCAGUAAGUGUCUCCAGGAGGAUUUCGAACAAUGCAGAACCACCCACAUCUGGAGGCUCCCAGUCUCAAUGGCAUGAAUUCCCCUUUUAGGAACCGGCAUUUCCGGUGCGAACAGCCUCAUCCACUCUCUCCCGCGGAACCUACUGAGCGCGGCUGCUGACCCAAGCCCUGCCGCCGAGCGACUGCGGCCGGCACGGCGACACCAUGGAGCGCCCGGAUAAAGCGGCGCUGAACGCACUGCAACCUCCUGAGUUCAGAAAUGAAAGUUCAUUAGCAUCUACGCUGAAGACGCUCCUGUUCUUCACAGCUUUAAUGAUCACUGUACCUGUUGGGUUAUAUUUCACAACUAAAUCUUAUAUAUUUGAAGGCGCCCUUGGGAUGUCCAACAGGGACAGCUAUUUUUAUGCUGCUAUUGUUGCAGUAGUCGCCGUCCAUGUGGUGCUGGCCCUCUUUGUGUAUGUGGCCUGGAAUGAAGGCUCACGACAGUGGCGUGAAGGCAAACAGGAUUAAAGUGAAUGUCACCUUUUGAUAGCAUUACAUUGAUUUUUUAAAAUGGUAAAUGCUGGAAUGGGGGACAUCUGAUUUGAAUAAAGUUAAAAGAACAUGUUAAA
Messenger RNA from Callithrix jacchus (white-tufted-ear marmoset), 1444 nucleotides. NCBI's taxonomy places the organism in Eukaryota, Metazoa, Chordata, Mammalia, Primates, Cebidae. The record is from RefSeq and is a predicted model, not a curated record.